Messenger RNA from Miniopterus natalensis, 1229 nucleotides. Lineage: Eukaryota; Metazoa; Chordata; Mammalia; Chiroptera; Miniopteridae. The record is from RefSeq and is a predicted model, not a curated record.
UCCCUGAUAGGUAUGGUAAGGAAGGACUGGGCAUCCCAAAAUAGCAUUGCCCUAUCAUGGCAAGCACCUGCUUUUCCCAAUGGAGCCAUACUGGACUACGAGAUCAAGUACUAUGAGAAAGAGCAUGAGCAGCUCACCUAUUCCUCCACGAGGUCCAAGGCCCCCAGUGUCAUCAUCACCGGUCUCAAGCCAGCCACCAAGUACAUAUUUCACAUCCGAGUGAGGACUACAACUGGAUAUAGUGGCUACAGUCAGAAGUUCGAAUUUGAAACAGGAGAUGAAACUUCCGACAUGGCGGUGGAGCAGGGCCAGAUUCUCGUGAUAGCCACCGCGGCCGUUGGGGGAUUCACUCUCCUGGUCAUUCUCACUCUGUUCUUCUUAAUCACCGGCAGGUGCCAAUGGUACAUUAAGGCAAAAAUGAAGUCAGAAGAGAAGAGAAGAAACCACCUACAGAAUGGGCACUUACGCUUCCCAGGAAUUAAAACUUACAUAGAUCCAGAUACAUAUGAAGAUCCAUCCCUAGCAGUCCAUGAAUUUGCCAAGGAGAUUGAUCCCUCAAGAAUUCGCAUUGAGAGAGUCAUUGGGGCAGGAGAAUUUGGAGAAGUCUGUAGUGGGCGUUUGAAGACACCAGGGAAGAGAGAGAUCCCAGUUGCCAUCAAAACUUUGAAAGGUGGCCACAUGGAUCGGCAAAGAAGAGAUUUUCUCAGAGAAGCUAGUAUCAUGGGUCAGUUUGACCACCCAAAUAUCAUUCGACUAGAAGGAGUUGUCACAAAAAGAUCCUUCCCGGCCAUUGGGAUGGAGACGUUCUGCCCCAGCUUCCUGAGGGCAGGGUUUUUAAGUAGCAUCCAGGCUCCGAAUCCAGUGCCCGCGGGAGGAUCGCUGCCCCCCAGGAUUCCUGCUGGCCGACCAGUUAUGAUUGUUGUGGAAUAUAUGGAGAAUGGAUCCCUAGACUCCUUUUUGCGGAAACAUGACGGCCACUUCACAGUCAUCCAGCUGGUCGGCAUGCUUCGGGGCAUCGCGUCGGGAAUGAAGUACCUCUCUGACAUGGGCUACGUGCAUCGGGACCUCGCAGCUAGGAACAUACUGGUCAACAGCAACCUCGUGUGCAAAGUCUCUGACUUUGGUCUCUCCCGGGUGCUGGAAGAUGAUCCAGAAGCCGCGUAUACAACAACCGUAAGUUUACAUGUUCUUUCCCAGUAAAGCUUGUUUGCUUUCAUUGUUUGUCAUGU